Cynara cardunculus var. scolymus (artichoke) is the source of this 787-nucleotide messenger RNA. Its product is annotated as rhodanese-like domain-containing protein 10. Gene Ontology annotation, cellular component: chloroplast. The transcript is spliced from 2 exons. Bases 30 to 689 code for a protein of 219 amino acids. The record is from RefSeq and is a predicted model, not a curated record. Lineage: Eukaryota; Viridiplantae; Streptophyta; Magnoliopsida; Asterales; Asteraceae.
AGAGAGAGAGAGAUAAGAUAUUAAGAUAGAUGGAAAUCCAGGUAAACCAUGUUCACUCAUUCUCUUUGAAACAACCACCGUUCUCCGCCUAUCCUCACCACCGCACCGCCACCACCGUGAAGGUCCAUGCAGUCUCCGGCAACCCAGUAAAGCUAAUACAGUCCGGCACGGUGAUCGCCAUCCACCCAAAAGACGCAGCCGCAGCCAUCAACGACGACCAAGGAUACAAACUCCUGGACAUCAGGCCAGAAUGGGAGAGAGAGAAGUCACGUGUCACAGGGUCAAUGCACGUGCCACUGUUCAUCCAAGAUAUGGAUAAUGGCCCCUUAACCCUUUUGAAGAAAUGGGUUCAUUUUGGUUAUAUUGGUUUAUGGACCGGACAAUAUUUUACGAUGAUGAACCCUAAUUUUAUUGAUCAAGUGGAGAAGAUGGUUCCUGAUAAGACCACCAAGAUUCUUGUUGCUUGUGGAGAAGGUUUAAGAUCGAUGAUGGCGAUGUCGAAGCUACAUAAAAACGGGUAUACAAACUUGGGAUGGUUGGCGGGGGGAUUCAAUCGAGCCGUUGACGGAGAUUUUGCGGACGUCGAGGGCCCGGAGAAGUUGCAAUAUGCCACCAUUGGAGGUGCAUCUUACUACUUCCUCAAGCUCCUGAUUUUGUUACAGGCUGUGGGGAAGAAUACGAGUAAUUGAUGUGUUGACUUUAAGCAUUAAAAAUCUCAAAACACCCAUGAAUCUAUUGAUUUGUUUCUUUCAAUUUUAGCAGCAUUUUUGCAAGUUAUUUCAUGUAC